AGAUUGUGAAUUUCAUUUGGGGGUGUUUUUUAAUUUGAAUCAACUAAGUAUUUUUGAUUUAAUUUGAUUUGUUGGGCUGAAUCAAUGGGUGAUUUAAGUGAUAAGGGUUCAGAUUGUGAUGAUGUAAUCAAUAGCAAAAGCAGCCCAGAAAGAAGUGGAUCAACCACAUCCGACGGUGGAAGUUUGAUCAAUACUUGUGUUGAUUGUGGCACUUCUAAAACCCCUCUUUGGAGGGGUGGCCCUGCUGGCCCAAAGUCUUUGUGCAAUGCUUGUGGGAUCAGAAGUAGAAAGAGGAGAAGGGCAUUAUUGGGAGAAACAAAAGAAGAUAAAAGACCAAAAGAAACAACAAAGGAUGCCAGCUCAUUAUCAGGAGAUGAUGAUAGUCAAACAAGUGGUUUGACCAGUGUCAAGAUUAGUGAUAUAAGUGAUUUUCCAUUAAAGAAGAGAUUAAUGAAAUUUGGGUCAGAAAUAGUGUUGCAAAGGCCAAGAUCAAAGGUUACUAAUCAGAGAAGAAAAAUUGGUGAAGUAGAACAAGCUGCAUUUUCGUUGAUGGCUUUAUCUUGUGGUUCUGUUUUUGGUUGAUCAAGAAAUCAUAACAUUAAAAAUAAAAAAUAAAAAAGUUUGUGUUUGUCUUAGUAGUUUUAGGUUGUUUUUUUUGUGUGGAGGAAUCUUAGAGAGCUAAAUGUGGUAACUUGUUUAUAUUGAUGUUUAAUUAGUUGAUAAUUUUUUAUGAUUA
This is a messenger RNA of Erigeron canadensis, 736 nucleotides long. Its product is annotated as GATA transcription factor 16-like. NCBI's taxonomy places the organism in Eukaryota, Viridiplantae, Streptophyta, Magnoliopsida, Asterales, Asteraceae. The transcript has 3 exons. Gene Ontology annotation, biological process: regulation of DNA-templated transcription. The record is from RefSeq and is a predicted model, not a curated record. Bases 85 to 582 code for a protein of 165 amino acids. Gene Ontology annotation, molecular function: sequence-specific DNA binding; zinc ion binding.